Orycteropus afer afer is the source of this 1170-nucleotide messenger RNA. NCBI's taxonomy places the organism in Eukaryota, Metazoa, Chordata, Mammalia, Tubulidentata, Orycteropodidae. The record is from RefSeq and is a predicted model, not a curated record.
AUGGGCGUCCCGGGGCUGGCCGGCUCCUGGGAACGACGGCCUGGCGGGCGCGCCGACGCGGGGAUGUGGCUGGCGAGACGGGAGCAGAGGCACGGAGAGAAGGGCUCCAACCGAGGCCAGGAGGGGCGGCGCGCGCGGGACCGGCCCACCAUCUGCGGCGAGUGCGGGAAGGGCUUCAGCCGCAGCACGGACCUGGUGCGCCACCAGGCCACGCACACCGGGGAGCGGCCGCACCGCUGCGGCGAGUGCGGCAAGGGCUUCUCGCAGCACUCCAACCUGGUGACGCACCAGCGCAUCCACACGGGCGAGAAGCCCUACGCCUGCUCCUACUGCGCCAAGCGCUUCAGCGAGAGCUCGGCGCUGGUGCAGCACCAGCGCACGCACACGGGCGAGCGGCCCUACGCCUGCGGCGACUGCGGCAAGCGCUUCAGCGUCUCGUCCAACCUGCUGCGCCACCGGCGCACGCACUCGGGCGAGCGGCCCUACUCUGCGGAGGUCUCCCCGGAGCCGGCAGUCCCCCGCCUGGGCUGCACUGACCUCCUGCAAGGAGGGCGCCGCAGGAGCUGGCGCUUCGCUUCAAACGGGCCGCGCCAACCUCCAGGCUCGCUGCGCGCACGAAUCCCAUCCCCAGCGAGCGGGCUGCCCGCCUGCAGCUGCAGCCGCCGUCGGGGCUGGGGCCCGGCCUGGAAUGGCUUUGCAGGUGGCGGGCUCCUGGCUCUAGCGGUUUCCAGGAACCCGGGGCGAGCGCUCUGGGCACAGACGAAAGAAGGCAGCGGCCACCAGUACUCAGACCCGGAACUGGGUCAGCCCGAGGCUGACAACCGGGAUGACUGCGCUCGGCGGAAGGCGCGACCGUCGGGCCAGCACCAGCAGAGGGCAGCGCUGCGGAGAAGCGAGCGCAACCCGCGGGCUAGGAACUCAAAACCUCCGCUCCCUUUCAGGCGCCGCUGCUGGGUUGCUGGCUCUGCUGUAAGCGGUGGGUUCGCGCCCGACGGGCGUACGCAGUCGGAUGGCUCUGGGCUCUGGGAACCUCAUCGGCGCUUGGGUCCUGGCUUCUCCAAAGAUUCGCUGGAGAAAAGAAGAGCCAGGGGCGCAGGAGACUACAAAGGGGCCCACUGCGUGCUGAUCACCCAAGCCCGGAAGCCAAUCUCGGAGCGCCCAGGAGACUAA